Bicyclus anynana (squinting bush brown) is the source of this 1209-nucleotide messenger RNA. RefSeq lists its product as uncharacterized. NCBI's taxonomy places the organism in Eukaryota, Metazoa, Arthropoda, Insecta, Lepidoptera, Nymphalidae. The record is from RefSeq and is a predicted model, not a curated record. The coding region runs from base 1 to 1209 and encodes 402 amino acids. The transcript is spliced from 5 exons.
AUGAGUGCGAACCCAACAGAAACUUCGCCAAUAUCAGAAUCUUUCAAACAUGAAGAAGACAUUCCAAAAGGUGACACUAAACAUAUAGAAAUUAACGUGAUUAAAAACUACGACAGUGAAAUUAACCCGUUAUUUAGAACUAAGAGAUCUAUAGAUGAAUUAGAUAAAGAAGAAGAAGAAACUAAAAAGGAACUAGAAAUCACUACAACAAAGGAAGUACUAAAUUUUACAAAAGACAAGGAAGAUAAAGCUUCAAUAAUUAUCAGGAACGAGGAAUUACUACAUCUUGCACUGCAUAAUAUUCUUUUACAGGAAAAUAGUGCAGAAUUGGGAAACAUAAGAACUCAACGCUUAAAAAGACAGAUAAAAAUCCAAUAUCUGAAUAACGCAACAACAUCAAAAAUAAAAUCUAUGCAUGAACGGAAGAAAAAAGAUGAUGAUUAUUUAUAUAUAGAAAUCGAAACACACUUUGAUGGAAAAGGUAUAAUAGGAGAAAGGAAAAAGAAACUUGUGAGAAAUCUUAUUGAUAAAAUACAAAAAGCACUGCGCUCCGAUAUAGAAAAAAAACAUAGUAGUGUUGAGCAUAUUAAAUUUGUUAAAAGAACCCAGGAUCCCAUUGCUAAGCAAAACGAGAUUUCACCCGCGAAGAAAGAUUUUGUGGAACAUAGGCAACUUGAUCCUAUAGGUAAAACUUCAGAAGCCCUUGAAAAUAUAGUCGAUAGACAUGGAAACACAUGGAAAAAAGAAUAUAAAGGUCCAAACUUUUUAUCAAUGUCAAAAUCUGUUAACUCUGCGGAAAUGAAUGAGCUUAAUAUCGAUUAUGACCAAGUUAUGAAAAAGAGCGGAUUUUCGAAAAGAUUACAAAAACCCUUAAAUACAGAAACAGACAAUGACGAUGUCACUGGAUUACUAGAUUCUGAUUCUAAUAAUGUAACCUUCUUUUUGAAAAACAUUGCUGGGUCUGGGUUUUCGAUUGGGUUUAAUCAGUACAGAGGUGAACCUCCAGACAAAGAAAGUAUGAAAAUGUUUAAUGGAAUAGAAAAUCUUAUUAGAGAAUAUCAUAGAACGUAUAAUCAGGCAAAUAAUAUGAGUAGUAAACCCACCAGUAAUGCAGAACAUAAUUUUGUCGAAACUGGUCAUGAAAUAGAGAAAAGAAACGUUGAAAAUUUGCACAAUAUUUAUAAACGUUCGAUAUCACAACUGGGAUGA